This is a messenger RNA of Meira miltonrushii, 816 nucleotides long. RefSeq lists its product as uncharacterized. Lineage: Eukaryota; Fungi; Basidiomycota; Exobasidiomycetes; Exobasidiales; Brachybasidiaceae. The coding region runs from base 1 to 816 and encodes 271 amino acids. The record is from RefSeq and is a predicted model, not a curated record. The transcript has a single exon.
AUGAAGCUCGUCAACUUUCUCACCCUUUUCACAACCAUGAUUGUGGCAAUGACCAUCUCCACGAUGGCAAUGCCAUUCUCCUUGGACAAACGUGAUGCAGCAUCAAUUACUGGCUCGUUUGCUACGAUCAGCAAGCUGAUUUCUCAAUUAGACCAAGCUCAAAAAGCUGCAGGUCAAUCGGGCACACCUGAUUUCAGUAAAGCUUCCGGCUUGUUGGCUCAAUUGUCGCAAACUGCCGAAUCUGCUGAUUCAGCAUUGGUCGCUUUGGGAAGCAGUAAAUUGGAUGCAGGUUCUGCAAGUAGCAUUAAAUCUUCACUUGAAUCUGCUGCUUCAAGCGUUCGUUCGAUCACUACUUUGAUUCAAAAAGGCAAAGAAUGGUUCGCAAAGAAUAAUGCAACGCAAAAAGUCAUUCAAAUUAUACAAGCAAACAUUGACCAAUUCCAUCAACUGUUUAUCGAUUUGAAUUCUCACGUUACCGAUACUUACCAUCAAGCUUACAAAGCCCCUGAAACGAGAAUCAUUUGCGCAAUGGUUGAUGCAAUUGCCACUUUGGAUAAAAGUCAAGUUUCCGAAUCAGCAGUCGAUUAUUGCAACGGUGGCGGUGAUGGUGGUCAACCUGAUGAUGCAAGCGGUCUUGAUGCAUUCAACGAUGGUGUCACCCCUUCAGGUUAUUCUUCAUGCGGCAACAGUCCAACGAUGUUCUUCCAACAAGCUUACACCAGUAAGACUUUGGGUACUUCAGGCACUCAAUGCACUGCAGGCGAAACAGUGACUCCGAAUUCUUUUGAAAUUCCUCAGAACGCUCUGAUGCUCUGA